Myxozyma melibiosi is the source of this 2890-nucleotide messenger RNA. RefSeq names its product putative oligopeptide transporter. Gene Ontology annotation, cellular component: plasma membrane. Gene Ontology annotation, biological process: transmembrane transport. Gene Ontology annotation, molecular function: oligopeptide transmembrane transporter activity. NCBI's taxonomy places the organism in Eukaryota, Fungi, Ascomycota, Lipomycetes, Lipomycetales, Lipomycetaceae. The transcript has 2 exons. The record is from RefSeq and is a predicted model, not a curated record. Bases 301 to 2850 code for a protein of 849 amino acids.
ACUCGAGAUAAGACCUCGCCAAGACAGCGAGCUAACCCUGCGCGCCUGUCGCUAUCGGAUCCUUAUCGACGAUGAGGCUCCCUGACUCCUCCUCCUCCUCCUCCUCCUUCCCCAAAACGCUGCACUUAAAUGAAACUAAAAACAUUAUCGUACUGCAAAAAUAAAAAACUGAACCCACUUGCUGUGCUAAUCUCGUGGACUAUAUAAUCCUGCUUCUCUCCUGUCUUCUGUCUGUCUUCUGUCUCUGUCUUCGUCUCCAAUCUCAGUCCUCACCACCUCUGUCCCGGAUAAGCAUACGCCAUGUCCGCCAUGAAGGACUCCGAUGACUCCAACUACGGCUCCAAGGAGAAAUACCUCGCCGAGACCUCCUCGGUCGAGGACUACGACCGCGAGUUUGUCAUCAACCACCUCGCAAACUCAGAGUCUCUCAAGGACCUCAUCGAAGGCGACCUCGACUACAUGCUCGAAAAAGUCAAGGAGAUUGACGCCGCCGAGUCGAUGGAGUGGAUCCUCGAGGCCAUCGAGGAACACAACGGCGACGUCAACUUCCCCGACGUCACCAUGGACAGACUCAAGCUGCUCGCGCAGGGCCAGGAAGCCUCCGGUCUCGACCCGGCGACCUACGACAUCGACCUCCGCAUGCAGGCCGCCGUGUUCAAGUACCACUCGCCCUACCCCGAAGUGCGCGCUGUCGUGAGCCCGCACGACGACCCCGAGAUGGCGUGCGAGACGCUCCGCGCGUACAUCAUCGGCAUCAUCUGGGUCGGCGGCGGUUCGUUCAUCAACGAGAUGUACCACCAGCGCCAGCCCUCCAUCACCCUCACCGCGACCGUCUUCCAGAUUCUGAUCUACCCGUCCGGCAGACUGCUCUCGCGCAUCCUGCCCGACAAGAAAAUCGGCUUUGGAAAAUACAAAAUGUCAGUCAGCCCCGGCGAGUGGACGUACAAGGAGCAGAUGCUGGCCACGAUCAUGACCAACGUCGGCUCCGGCUCCACCAACUUCUUCCACUACGGUCUCACCAUGCGUCUUCCUAUCUUCUUCAACCAGACCUACGCCGGCUGGGGUUUCAUGUUCCUCAUGUCUCUUGUCACCAACUUCUUUGGUUUCGGACUCGCGGGCGUGCUCAGACGGUUCGCGGUCUACAACCCGCGCGCGCUCUGGCCGACCGUGCUCCCCAUCCUGCAGCUCAACAAGACCCUGCUUCUGCCGGAGCCCAAGCAGAGCAUCAACGGCUGGACGAUCUCAAAGUACAAGUUCUUCUGGAUCACCUUCAUCUGCGCGUUCAUCUACUUCUUCUUCCCCGACUACAUCUUCACCGCGCUCUCGACCUUCAACUGGAUGACCUGGAUCUCGCCGCAAAACAAGAAGCUCGCCUUCAUCACCGGCUCAAAGAUGGGUCUCGGCUUCAACCCGAUCACCACCUUCGACUGGUCGGUCAUCAACUACACGACCCCGCUCGUCAUCCCCUUCUUCUCCGUCGCAAACAAGUACUUUGGCGUCAUGCUCGCCGGUCUCGUCAUCACCGGCAUCUACUUCUCAAACUACAAGUACACCGGCUACUUCCCGCCCAACAACUCGGCCGUCUACGACCGCUACGGUUCAAAGUACAACCUCUCGCGCGUCAUCACCGACGACAACAUCUUCGACCCCGACCUCUACCGCAGCUACUCGCAGGUCUACAUCGGCGCCGGUAACCUCACCAUGCUCGGCGCAUUCUACUGCAUGUACACAAUCACCUUCACCUACAUCAUGAUGGGCGAGUGGCGCACCGCGCUCAGCGCCUUCAUGGGCGUCGCAAAGUCCUUCUUCGAAAAGCGAGGAGCGAGCGGCUACGCGGCCUUCAAGGACCCGCACUCCCGCAUGAUGAGCAAAUACCCCGAAGUCCCCGAGUGGUGGUUCAUCCUCGUGCUGGCUGCCGCCAUCGGCGUCGGCGCGGGCGCUAUCUGCGGCUACCCGACCGGCACGCCGUUCUGGGCCAUCAUCGUCGUCAUCCUUGUCUCGAUCGCGAUCCUGAUCCCGGUCAUCAUGGUCUUUGCGACAACCGGCUACCUCGUCCCCUGCGACACGCUCACCGUCAUCAUCGCCGCCUAUAUGGUUCCCGGCAACGCGACCGCGUCGCUGCUGUGCCGUGUGUUUGGCUACAACACCGACGAGCAGGCCGAGUCCUUCAUCUCCGACCAGAAGAUCGGCCACUACGCCAAGGUCCCUCCCCGCGCCGUCUUCCGCUCGCAGAUGAUUGCGGUCUUGCUGCAGUGCGCAAUCACCACCUCCGCCGUCAUCUGGCUGAUCGACAACACCCCCGACCUCUGCACGACCACGCAGUCCGCCCGCCUCGUGUGCUCGUUCCCCAACCAGCUCUACUCCAACACCCUUCUCCUCGGUGUCGUCGGCCCCCAUCGCACAUACGACAGGCUCUACCCGCUGCUCAAGUGGUCCUUCCUCCUCGGCGGCAUCGUCGGCGUCUCAUUCUACUACCUCCGCCGCAUCUUCUACCGCAAGCUCAAGUACUUCCACCCCGUCGUCUUCAUGUCCGGAGUCACCCGCUACGGAGCAACCUACAACUUGUCGUACUACACCCCGGGCUUCUACGCGGGACUGGCGUUCAUGUACUACAUCCGCUCGCGCUACCUCCUCUGGUGGACAAAGUACAACUACAUCCUCUCCUCGGGUCUUACCGCCGGUACCGCCUUCAGCGGCAUCCUCAUCUUCUUUGCGCUGCAGUACACAAGUACUACCCUCAAGUGGUGGGGAACUACCGUCUCGUCGGCUGGUGUUGACGGAAGCGGUAUCGCGACGCUGUAUCAGGCGCCGGUCGAUGGAUUCGGACCGCCUGUUGGGUCUUGGGAGUAGUUUUUUUUAUCGUAUCGUAAUCUCGUCUCUUCAAUUUAAU